This is a messenger RNA of Stegostoma tigrinum, 2900 nucleotides long. RefSeq names its product calpain 10 (gene capn10). Gene Ontology annotation, molecular function: calcium-dependent cysteine-type endopeptidase activity. Gene Ontology annotation, cellular component: cytoplasm. Gene Ontology annotation, biological process: proteolysis. The coding region runs from base 402 to 2414 and encodes 670 amino acids. The record is from RefSeq and is a predicted model, not a curated record. The transcript has 14 exons. NCBI's taxonomy places the organism in Eukaryota, Metazoa, Chordata, Chondrichthyes, Orectolobiformes, Stegostomatidae.
GUGGCCACGCUUUUAAAAAUUAGACGUGUUACUAUGCAGCUCUUUGGGACGUCCUUGGGUUGCAAGAGCGCUACAGAAAUGCAACUCUUUGCUUCCAUUCUCGUCAACUUUCCCGACGAUAGCCCACUUUGACAACGAUGUGAGGUCGAUUAUUUGGCGAUUUCGACGCUACUCAAAACAGGCGGAGCUGCGAGUAGAGUUCAGGGCGAUGUGUAUGGAACUAGAUUGCAUUAUCUUCGUGCAAGAUGGAAAAAAAGCUUAUCUGUUCUCCAGGUGGUCUGGAAAAGAAAAGAGGAAAGUGCAGACAUACAUGUUAGGACGAAGUCUAAAGAAAAACUGAUGGAAAUUAAAAUAUGAUUCUGCUGGGAUUCCUUUAAACAUAUGUGAAGUGUAUUGUGACAAUGACCAUUUUGGAUAUGGAGAUCCCAACGAAGAAACUAUUUGAAGAUCCAGGCUUCCCUGCUUCUAGCACAUCUCUUUUUUCAAGUUGUUCUACACCCAUCACCAAAUUGAGAGGUAAAAUCACAUGGCUACGACCACAGGAAAUAUCCGGAUCACCUCAGUUGUUUCCAGAAAACCCACAGGAUGGACAAAUAAAACAAGGCCUCUUGGGAGAUUGCUGGUUCUUGUGUGCUUGUGAAGCUUUGCGUAAAAACAGACAACUCUUAGAUAAGGUAAUACCUCCAAACCAGGAUUUGUGGACACAAUCUGGAUGUUUAAAGUGCAGAUUUUGGAGGUUUGGACAGUGGGUUGAAGUCGUAAUAGAUGAUCGAUUACCAUGUAUUGGUCGCAGGCUUUGCUUUUCUCGUUGUCGCUCUGAAGAAGUGUUUUGGUUACCAUUAUUGGAAAAGGCGUACGCCAAGCUCCAUGGUUGCUAUGAAAAGUUAUGGGCUGGACAAGUGUGCGAAGCUCUAGUGGACAUCACAGGAGGCCUAGCUGAGAGAUGGACUCUGAGGUCUUACAGAGAAAACAGUGAAAAGAAUUCUCAUUUCUGUCUUUCUGAAAAAUCAAAAUUCAAGUUGAUGAAGGACUUAAAUGAUAAAAGCUUCAUUAGUUGCUCUGUACAUGGAUCAGCCAGAGGAUCCAGUGAACGUGCAGAAUUUCAUGCCUUCAGUGUUUCUGAUGUGAAGCAAGUUAAUGGACUCAAUGGCAACUAUGUCAAUUUGCUGAAGAUAAGAAACAUGUGGGAUCGACAAUGUUGGAAUGGCUCCUGGCAGGACGGAGGCGAUAGUUGGAAAACAUUAGAUCCUGCCAUUGCUACAGCCCUGCAGUCUGCAGCAGAGGAUGGGGAAUUCUGGGUGGAGGAGCAUGAAUUUUUUCGGGAUUUUGAUGAGGUAACAGUGGGAUAUCCGAUAAAUAUGGAGGGACACAUCCUCAGUCUUUUAACAGGUCAAAGUUUGCGUCAUACACUACAACUUUCAGGACAAUGGGUCAAAGGUCUAUCUGCUGGUGGUUGCCGUAACAACAGUAGUUUCUGUACCAACCCCAAAUUCUGGUUAAGAAUUUUGGAUCCAGGUGAAGUAGUUAUCACAGUAUUACAAAAAAAACAUGACUCCUGCAACAGAAAUGAGAAGGCUUGUUGGUCAGAGAAGGCCGCUAUGCAUUGUCAGAAUAUUGAAGAAGACCCCACCACUGAUGUCCUCCAACAGAAACGCCAUCGAGCAAUAGGACUGCAUGUAUGGAAGGUAGAGAAGAAACGAUUUAAUUUGCAGAAAACUGUUGCCAAAACACCAGCCAUUUCAACAGAAUGCCAUACGUAUGACAGGGAAGUGAAACUGCAUUGUGAUCUUACACCUGGCUACUAUCUUGUCAUCCCAAGUACAUUCAUGAAAGACGAAGAUGGACAUUUUUUACUACGUGCUUUCUCAACAUCUAAAAUAUCAUUGAGUGUAGUGAAAGCAGCUUAUCCACUUACGCAGUUGGAGGAAAAUUCUGAAGGGGAAUGGGAGAUAAUGCAGUUUACAGAUUCAUGGAUCAAUGGAAAGAAUGCAGGUGGAAGCAGGAACUUCCCAACAUACAGCACUAAUCCACAUUUGCCAUUCUCAAUCCUCUCUGAAACUGGUAUUGGAAAUGUUCGAAUCACUCUGUGCCAGGAAAGUGUAAAUGGACAGUUCCUUCCAAUAGGAUUCCAUGUUUAUCAGGUACAUGAUGAUAAAAAUUUGAAUCAAGCAUCCCCCCAACAUCGAGAGCCUAUGGUGACUUGUGUGCCUCAUCGCUACACACAAGAAAUGACUCAACUUUGCACCCUCCCAACAGGAAAUUAUGAGAUUGUUCCUUCUACAUACCUGCCCAACAGUGAGGCACAAUUUACAGUCACUGUCGAAACCAAAAUAGACAGGAAGCCGUUCCAGUCUCAGGAGAACUUAGGACAAACAAUCAAUGAGGUCUCUUAUACCUCAGUAAUGCAAAGGUAAGAAACCAACACCAAAUUCUUCAAACGUCUGCCUGAAAACAGCAAGAAAGUAUAACCAGAAGAGAGUCAAGCUGUAGGCAUUCACUCUACCAUUUGCACUUCACAAAGCCUGACCCUCGUGGCACUAAUAAAAUGUGACAGGGCUCGUCAUUGUAAAUAAGCAAUUCUGCUUUAAGCAGACUGGCGAUGUGCUUGAUGUACAGGAGCAAGAACAAAAGCUGCCUUAGAACUGGACGCUACUUCAAAGAAUCAGCAUUGCUGCACACAGUAAUGGACAAAGAGCCGAUCGAUCUCCUGCUGCUUUGAUGUUAUUGAAGGCAAACGAGAGUGACAUUUAAAUUCAGUUUGUACUUUCAGCACACACCAUAUUACACAGUUCACUGAAUUGUAAAGGUCUGAUUCUGUCCUGCUUAUUUUGUGACCUCCUGUGGGCUGCAUUUUUCCAUAAUUUUAAAAUAAAACUGGAACUUGGGUUACUAUUCACUGA